GCGGCGCAGAGCCGGGCUUGGCGCAGCGGCACAAGAUGCGGACCUCGAGUCUCCCUCCCGGGCGCUCGGUCACCGCGCCGAUGUGGGCGCGGGCGGAGUCGCCGCCGCCGCCGCCGCCGCCGCUUACUACCGCCAGGCCGCCUCUGAACAGGAAGCCGUGCGCCGGCCGCGGAGGCCCGCCCCCAUGUAGCGACAAGCCCGCCGGCUCCAGGGACUGGAGCAAGGGGCGGGGGGGAGGGGGCAGGGGGAAGGAGGGAGGGCGGGGAAGCGGGGCGGGCGCCGCAGAAAAGCUGCGCUCCCGCAACCGAUCAGAUGCAGCUCCGCCAGGCAGCCGCAGCAUCCAUGUUGUUGACGGCCCAAAGCGGAAGUUGUUAA
This is a messenger RNA of Delphinapterus leucas (beluga whale), 375 nucleotides long. The record is from RefSeq and is a predicted model, not a curated record. Lineage: Eukaryota; Metazoa; Chordata; Mammalia; Artiodactyla; Monodontidae.